Messenger RNA from Aspergillus pseudotamarii, 372 nucleotides. Its product is annotated as nuclear transport factor 2 family protein. Lineage: Eukaryota; Fungi; Ascomycota; Eurotiomycetes; Eurotiales; Aspergillaceae. The record is from RefSeq and is a predicted model, not a curated record. Bases 1 to 372 code for a protein of 123 amino acids. Gene Ontology annotation, biological process: protein import into nucleus. The transcript has 6 exons. Gene Ontology annotation, cellular component: nuclear pore central transport channel.
AUGGCCGACUUCAAUUCCGUCGCCCGGCAGUUCGUUGAGUUCUACUACAACACUUUUGAUACAAAUCGCUCGCAGUUGGCUGGUCUCUACCGUGAUCAUUCCAUGCUCACUUUCGAGACCGAAUCCAUUCUGGGCUCUGUCCGUAUCGUUGAAAAGUUGAAUGCUCUUCCCUUCCAGAAGGUCGCUCACAAGGUCAACACCCUUGACGCCCAGCCUUCUAAUGAGAAUGGCGGUAUCCUUGUCGUGGUGACUGGUGCUCUACUUGUCGAUGAGGAGCAGAGACCCAUGAACUACACCCAGACUUUCCAGCUUUUGCCUGACUCUGGAAGCUACUUCGUUUUCAACGACUUUUUCCGUCUGGUUUACGGUUAA